AGGCGCUCAGCUCCAUCCGCCGCAGCGCAGCGCCACCUGCUCGUUGUCCGCAGCCUUUAGCACCAUGGCGGCAGUGCGCAGUUCGCGGGUGUCGGUGAAUUCAGACAGCAGCUCGGACCACUCGGACUCGGACUCCGAGUCGGACCGAGAUGCCCGCGAGGCCGAGCCGAUGGAGGUGGAGGAGGGGGAGCUGGAGGACGUCCCGGUGAACCGCUCCGUGAAGGAGCUGCUGCCGGACACCUGCCGCAGGUAUGAGAACAAGGCCGGAGCCUUCAUCACUGGCAUCGAUGUCAACUCAAAG
Molecule: messenger RNA, 301 nt
Organism: Austrofundulus limnaeus
Lineage: Eukaryota; Metazoa; Chordata; Actinopteri; Cyprinodontiformes; Rivulidae
Cellular component (GO): nucleus
Molecular function (GO): RNA 7-methylguanosine cap binding; mRNA binding
Source: RefSeq, a predicted model, not a curated record